AUGGCAAAGGUAGAUGUGACGGACUUUGGCAUUAAUAGCCUUUUCUGUAAUCGGAUCCAAACUGGGCUUCCAACCCUUACCCGAAACCUGCCUGCUCAGAAACUCGGGCCUCCCUUCCAAAAUCUCCUUGAAAUAGUCGAUUUUACCCUCGUCCUCCCUUCCCACAUUCAAAACGGCGCCGUUCUUCACCCCGCCGGCAGGGCAAAUCCUCACGAACAGCGGCACGAACCCCGUGUAAGCCAAAAGCGCCUUCGAUUUCAGAGCGAAAUUCGUCUUCCCCAAGAGCUCUCGAGCUUCAUCGGACGAUAA
Striga asiatica is the source of this 309-nucleotide messenger RNA. The record is from the annotation of a GenBank genome assembly. Lineage: Eukaryota; Viridiplantae; Streptophyta; Magnoliopsida; Lamiales; Orobanchaceae.